GUUAAAUUACAUCGUAGUGCAAAUUUUAUAACCGGCUACGGUAUAUUAAAGAAGAUAGGUGCAGACUAUGCCACCAGAGUAUAUGGCAUAGGAAUGAUUCUCAUUAUCAAUACUUGCGAAAAUUAG
Molecule: messenger RNA, 126 nt
Organism: Funneliformis caledonium
Lineage: Eukaryota; Fungi; Glomeromycota; Glomeromycetes; Glomerales; Glomeraceae
Source: the annotation of a GenBank genome assembly